Messenger RNA from Rubroshorea leprosula, 1849 nucleotides. Lineage: Eukaryota; Viridiplantae; Streptophyta; Magnoliopsida; Malvales; Dipterocarpaceae. The record is from the annotation of a GenBank genome assembly.
AGAGCUAGCUAGGGUAGCGCCGUUCGGCGUUUCUUGAACCCAACAUUCAAAAAGCAGCAAUCUUGGGUUUCUUGUGUAGAAGGUGAAGCUACCAAUUCUGGGAGGGUUGGAAACUCAGGCAGUUGCAUUGUGGGUUUUUGAGUGUAAAAUAGCAGCACAAAGUGAGUAGCAGGGACAAAACAGUGUUACAAGGAUGUCAAUGGAUGAGACAGAAUCAGCGUUGAGGUUGGUGGAGAUAGAAGGAAGAGGAAGGGCUCUUGUAGCAUCUCAGCCUUUGAAGGCUGGCCAGAUUGUUCUCAGGGAUUCUCCCAUCGUUGUCUAUUCUGCUCUUCCUCUGAUCAAGCACCAAUUUUCUGCCUCCUACUGUGACAAUUGCUUCAGAAUGAUCCCAUUAUCAACAAAUGCAACUCCUUGUACUUCAUGCUCCUAUAAUCAUCUCUUCUGCAGUCCCAACUGUUUCACUGCAGCAAUUGGAUCCUCCCACUCGCCUUGGGUCUGCCAGGCACUCUCUCGUCUUCGUGAGUGCCCUUCUCUCAUCUCACAGCCGUUGGAACUACAAGUUCAAGCACGUUUCCUUAUUGCUGCCUAUAAUCUAGCCUUUGUCUCCCCUUCCCAGUUCCAGGUUUUGGUUUCUCUUCAAGGUCAGGGUUCUCCUUCUGAUGCUCCUUCUGCCCAGUUCUUGCAUUCUCUUAUUUCAUCUAUCUGCCCUCCUCCUUCUUUAUCCCUCUCUAUGGAACUCACAGCUGCUCUACUGGCAAAAGAUAAGCUAAAUGCCUUUGGCCUAAUGGGACCCUUCUCCAUACAGAAGGAUGGACAAAGGUCUGUCCGUGCUUAUGGCAUCUAUCCAAAGGCUUCUUUCUUCAACCAUGAUUGUCUACCAAAUGUGUGCAGAUUUGAUUAUCUUGACUCUGCACCUGACCACAACACUGACAUAAUCGUGAGGAUGAUUCAUGACGUUCCCCAGGGUAGAGAAAUCUGCCUAAGUUAUUUCCCUGUCAAUCUCAACUAUUCCAUCAGACAGAAGAGAUUGUUAGAGGAUUAUGGCUUCACUUGUGACUGUGAUCGCUGCAAGGUUGAAGCAAAUUGGUCUGACAAUGAAGCUGAUGCUAUUGAUGACAAUGAAAAUGAAGAGGAGCUAAUGGAUGAAGAUGAUGAGGAACAAAUGGCAGCAUCUGACACAGAACAAGAAGCUGCAGGAGGAGACACCGAUUUUCCUCAUGCUUAUUUCUUCUUAAGAUACAUGUGUAAUCAGGAAAAUUGCUGGGGCACCCUUGCUCCUUUGCCUCCAUCUGAUUCAUCACCAUCUAAAUUGAUGGAGUGCAAUGUUUGUGGAAACCUCAAGAAUGAUGAAAAUUAUUGAUGCUUAUGUGGGACAAUACACCUUUUCCAUGGAGGACUAUAAUGGGACAGUUUUUCACUCAAUCUGGUGUAAAUUUCAUUUGAGGUUGUAUUUCUAUUCCAUAACUUGGUUUGAAUCUCUUCUAUUUGUUAUUGAGGCAGAUUAUUAACUACUUGUUUUUGCAAAUAGCUUCUUGAUUCCUACUAAAUAUUAUCUUCAGUGUUUCUAAUUUCUAAGAAUAUUUAUGAUUUGCCAUGCCACUAGAGAAAAUACUUUGUCAACUUUCUACACCCUUCCAAUUUUUCUCACAAGCUGGGCUAGAUUUCUUGGUCGUGGGAGUAUAAUGGCUUUUCCAUAAUAUAUAUGCUUUUCGAAUAUUGAUCCAGACAAGUUUUUCUCCUAUAUUUUCCUUCGGGUGACGUCGCCUUGGAUUGCCUAUUCAGCAUGGAACAAUAAUCUUGUGAAAGUUUCUUGCUUGUGCUUUGAUCAGAUUAAACACACCCUAAGCCC